AUGAUCAAGCUCAUGAGAGCAAAGGUAGUGGAGGGUAUUGAACAACGAAAGGGGCUCAGCGCACAACUUCACAGAAUACACAUGGCGGUUGAAUCCAGGUACUUGAAAAAUCUUGCCUCCAGUUUUCUCAUCAACGAGACUGAUCAAGGAACUUCUAGAAACACGCAUGUGCAAGCUGCGCAGGCAAACCACCGCCUCUCGAGUGAUCAGGGUUCGAGACGUGGGAAUGAUGCUGGAGCACGAGUAAGUUGAUUCAAUGUCUCGAUCAAACAACCGAGCUGAUACUGGUUCGCAGGGAGAGGAAGACCAAAUGUCGUUCUCGUCGUCGCCGUGUAGUACAACGAGCAAAUCAAGCAAAACAAGUCGACCGACGUUGCCAUCACUCAACUCCCUCAAUUUCGCGCCUGGGCCGACUGGCGCCCUGUUCGAGCCCCGGGCAACUCGACCAGCUGUACCUCGGGAACUUCAGCUAUGCGAGAAGUACAAGGCCAAACCGAUCGAAUACACCUGAUUUGAUAGGGGAAAAGGGGGGUGCAGAGUAAAUGUCGAUAAUCCGUCCUUCUGCCGGCGAUAGUGAGUUUUAAUCUUAAUAUUGAU
This is a messenger RNA of Hymenoscyphus albidus, 597 nucleotides long. NCBI's taxonomy places the organism in Eukaryota, Fungi, Ascomycota, Leotiomycetes, Helotiales, Helotiaceae. The record is from the annotation of a GenBank genome assembly.